Messenger RNA from Closterium sp. Yama58-4, 1488 nucleotides. Lineage: Eukaryota; Viridiplantae; Streptophyta; Zygnematophyceae; Desmidiales; Closteriaceae. The record is from the annotation of a GenBank genome assembly.
AUGGCGAUUGCCAGCACGAACGUCGCGAAUCGGAAGCUUUUUGUGCGGGGUUUGGCAUGGGAGACUUCCUCAGAGACGUUGCUUGCUGCCUUUGAGCAGUACGGCGAGAUCGAGGAGGGCGCCGUGAUCACGGAUCGGACGACCGGCCGGUCGAGGGGCUUCGGCUUCGUUACCUUCAAGUCGUCCGAGUCCGCUUAUAGAGCUCUCCGCGAACCCACUAAAAUGAUCGACGGCCGUGCUGCCAUGUGCAACCUCGCAGCAGCAGGCCCCACGUCCCACCCAACGGCCACCUCCGUCGCCGCCGCCUCCUCUCACGGUGGCGGCGACAGCGGGUACCAGUACCGGCCGAGUUACUCUAGCGGCGCGGAUCUGGUGUAUCGGAAGCUGUACGUGUGGGGGCUGCACUUCGACACGACGAACGAGACGUUCAAGGACUACUUCUCGCAGUACGGCGAGAUUGAGGAGGGCGCCGUGGCGUUCGACCGCGAGACGCACAAGUCCAGGGGCUUCGGCUUUGUGACAUACCGAUCAGCAGAUGAUGCAAGGAAGGCUCUUGUAGAGCCGACAAAGUUUAUUGAUGGUCGCAAGGUGCAGGUGAAAUACGCCCUUGACGGCACCAAGGAGAAGAACGCGUUUGCUCAAGCGCAGGCCCAACUGCAGCAGCAGCAGCAACUCGCAGCAGCACUCACAGGCGUGGCCCUCCAAAACCCCCUCGCCUUCUCCCCCUACGCCUUCCCUGGCGGUCUCCCAGCCUCCGCCUUUGGUUCGGCCGGGCUUCAAGGAAUGGGGUUCCCGACCGCAGCGACAGCCAUGGCUCCUGCUGAGGACGACGACGGUGAAGCUGCUGAUGAGCCACCGAACGAUGCGCCCGCGCGGACAGGCCUGGAUUUCCUGCGAGCGCUGCACGCGAACCCUCCGCCUGUAGGCGUGACAGAGGUCGGCGAGUCAUCAUCUGCAGCCUCGAAGAAGAGGCGUCGCUUCGCGCAAGCCGUUCUACCGUACGGCACGCCCCCUGCGAAACCGACUCCGACUUCCGCUCCUGUCCAAGCUCCCAAGCGUGUGUCCCGUGAACUCACCGCCGCCGAGAAGGCUGAGGAGAAAUUUCUGAAGGCGCAGCAGCUAUACAUCACGCAGUGGCUGCCGAAGUUUGACGGGCUACUGCUUGACAAGAACGAGGAGGGCCUGCCCAUUCUGCGAUGCAGCAUUUGCGUGGAGCAUGGAAAGGACGACGCGAAGUUCGGACGGAACGGAACGGGGGGACGCGAUCUGCAGCUCGGAUUGAUGCGCUUUCACGAGCUGAGCGGCCGCCACGACGAAGCCAUGAAAAGGCAGCGGACGCUCAUGGCGGAGAUAGAGAAACAGAAGCGGAUCGACGAUUUCGUCAACACCGAUAAGGAGGGCGCGCGGCUUACUCGUCUCAUGCGCGGCGUGGAGUUUAUCUGCGACCAUGACGCACCGAUCGCGAUGUUCCCGAAGCUCAUAUGCUAA